Scedosporium apiospermum is the source of this 1380-nucleotide messenger RNA. Its product is annotated as Protein BTN1. Gene Ontology annotation, cellular component: membrane; vacuole. The coding region runs from base 1 to 1380 and encodes 459 amino acids. Gene Ontology annotation, biological process: regulation of intracellular pH. The record is from RefSeq and is a predicted model, not a curated record. Lineage: Eukaryota; Fungi; Ascomycota; Sordariomycetes; Microascales; Microascaceae. The transcript has 2 exons.
AUGACAGGCCGCUCUCCUUCCUCGUCGGGGCUUCUGCCCAUGCCAGGGACCCCCGGUUCGUCAUGGGCUGUGUAUCGGGCCCGGAUUCAGCUUCUUCUGUCGAACCUUGACGUCGCCGUCGUCGUUGCGUUUUGGCUAUUUGGUCUCAUCAAUAAUGUCCUCUACGUCAUCAUCCUCUCCGCCGCCCAGGACCUCGUCGGAAAUGUCCCCAAGGGCGUCGUUCUACUCGCCGACGUCAUGCCGUCCUUCCUCACGAAAUUGAUCGCGCCAUACUUCAUCCACAAGGUGCCGUACUGGUUUCGGAUACUCGUGUUCAUCGCCCUGUCGACGGGGGGCAUGUUACUCGUGGCUCUUAUGCCAGGACACAAGCCAGUCGCGGUGAAAAUGAUCGGUGUGGUGCUGGCAUCUCUGAGCAGUGGCGGUGGAGAGCUGAGCUUCCUCGGACUGACCCAUUACUACGGCCACGUGAGCCUCGCGGGCUGGGGCAGCGGAACGGGCGCGGCGGGGCUCAUUGGCGCGGGAUUCUACGUGUUAAUGACGGAUUGGAUUGGUUUUUCGGUUCGGACUACGUUGCUAUUCUCCGCUGCACUGCCGAGCAUCAUGUUUAUCAGUUUCUUCCUCAUUCUACCCCAUGGGCCUCUCCACGCCGGACGCCAAAAGGGGUAUGACGUCUUGCCCGAGCUCGACCUCGAGGAGGAAGAGGUGGAACAACUGUCGCAGUCCGCCGCGUCGUCGGCGCUCUUAGCCCCCGGUCCCUCGGUGGCCGCCACGGCGUACUCGGCGCUUACCCAUCCCAAACACCACCCAUCGGGAAUCAAGGCCCACCUCCAGCGAACCAAAGCCCUGAUAGUCCCCUACAUGGCGCCUCUGCUCCUCGUCUACGUCGCCGAAUACACGAUCAACCAAGGCGUGGCGCCGACCCUCCUCUUCCCCCUCAAAGAAACGCCCUUCAGCGAGCUCCGCGAGUUCUACCCCUUCUACGGCUUCCUCUACCAACUAGGCGUCUUCAUCUCCCGCUCCUCCACGCCCUUCAUCCGCAUCCGCCACCUCUACCUCCCGUCUUUCUUCCAGCUCGGAAACCUCAUCGUCCUCGCGCUGCACGCCAUGUUCUUCUUCAUCCCAUCCGUUUAUAUUGUCUUUAUCAUCAUCUUUUGGGAGGGCUUGCUAGGCGGCGGUGUCUAUGUGAAUUGCUUUGCGAAUAUCCUCGAGGAGGUGCCCGCCCACGAUAGGGAGUUUAGCUUGGGUGCUACGAGUGUUAGUGAUAGUGGAGGGAUUUGUGUUGCAGGGUUGAUUAGUAUCUUCCUUGAGACGUGGCUUUGCGAUUGGCAGGUUUCGCGGGGGAGGGAGUGGUGUCGGAAUAUCCAGGCCUCGAGAGGCUGA